This is a messenger RNA of Tympanuchus pallidicinctus (lesser prairie-chicken), 3128 nucleotides long. RefSeq names its product DNA replication fork stabilization factor DONSON (gene DONSON). The transcript is spliced from 10 exons. Gene Ontology annotation, cellular component: nucleus. Gene Ontology annotation, biological process: nuclear DNA replication. Bases 1017 to 2840 code for a protein of 607 amino acids. The record is from RefSeq and is a predicted model, not a curated record. NCBI's taxonomy places the organism in Eukaryota, Metazoa, Chordata, Aves, Galliformes, Phasianidae.
UGCAUUAAGACUGAGCAGUGUCUGCAGUGUGCUGAAGGUCUUAAAUUAUCUUUAAAAUUGCUGUUAUGUAGCUGAAAGGCAGAAUGGGAAAUCCAUCAGGAUUGGCAGGGAUCCUAGAGGGGAGAGAUGGUACUGAGAGCAGGAGUUCCCUCAUUGCUGGUUUUCUUCAUUUUAGCAACCCAGAACAGUAAACCUUACUUACUAUCAGCAGUCCAGCAGCUAAGACAGUCCUGCAAUUCUGAAGUUUCAGAUACUUUAUGUAUCUUGUUACUGUAACGUUAUAUUUCUUUUUCUCUUUCCUAUGAGAUCCUUGUAUUCUGUGCUCUUUCACUUCUCCUUUUUAACCUUGGUCCUAUUCCUAGAACAGAUCGGCAGAGACGGAACUGCUGUGAUUUUUUUUUAAUUUUUUGGGGGUAGAGGCUGUUGUUUUUUCUCAAAGCAUGUUGCUUCCUCCUUGCUUUUAUUUAAGAUCACACUUGUUUCAGAUGUGCUGGCCAUAGCUGAAGUUGCCUGCGUUUAGGCUUCCAGCUGGAUCAGAUCCUGAGAUAAAUGUCCGUUCAUUUAAGGCAUUAAGCUGCCCAGUGCUGCUUGCAGUUGGCUGAGAUAUCUCAGCUUGUUCUAAUGUUCUUUAAUGCUAGCUGUAGAUGUAGAUGUACUUGAACAAAGUGGUUUAGUGGUUUGUGGUAGCGAGGGUAAUGGGAGGAUGGUUGGACCAGAUGAUCUUGUAGGUCCUUUCCAACCUUGUGAUUCUAUGAAAAGGGUUCAUAAGGACCCCUAAGCAACUCUUUCUUUCAAACGUCCAUUGACAGAUGUAAGCAGUUUUGAGCUGACAGCAAGAUGGUGCAGCUCCUGGAGCUGUAAAAUAAGCCAAGAAAGGUACACACCCCAGUGCUAGCUGGGUGCCUAGCCGACUGCACAACGCAGCCUGAGGCUUUGCAGCAUAUCGGGAUGAGAGCAGUGCCGGCAGAACUGGGCUCGGCCCAGACUGAGCUAGCCUGGCUGUCCUGGUUCUGAGGAUGCUCCAGCCCUGGUGCCGCGCGCCCUCCAGGGGCCGGAGGAAAUGGCGGCCGCCACCACAACUCAGCGCCGCCCAGGGGCGGAGCCCGGUCCCGUUGGCGCCAAGCGGGGACGGCGGCUCCCGCCCUGCCCCUCCGCUCCCAGCCAUGGCGGCCGCCGUGCCCGGCUACUCGCCGGGCUUCAAGAAGCCGCCGGCCACGCUGCGGCUGAAGCGCAAGCGGCCGCAGAGAAGCGAGCCCGCUGCCCCCCAGCCCUGCGGCGCGGCCCCGAGGGCCCCCUCGGCGUCCGUCCGCCGUAACCCCUUCUCCAGCCUGGACAACGCGCCGCGGCAGCCGGUCUGGCGGCAGAAGGAGCCGGCGCAGCCCGGGCGGGGGCCCGCCUCCACUGUGCCCUUCUGGCAGUUUUUAGAGUCUGCAGGAGAAGAUAAGCCGGCCCGGAACGUGGAGCUCUCACAGGGAACAGACGUCCUGGCGCUGCCCGAGGAUCUUCAUUUACCUGUUCCUACCCCUGAUGUCCCCCCCUCACCGAGACACGAGUUUCCUGCAGACUGGAGUAUCAAAACACGACUUCUGUUUACGUCUUCUCAACCUUUCACUUGGGCAGAGCAUUUAAAAGCACAGGAGGAAGCUCAGGGGUUUGUUCAGCAUUGCAGAGCAGCAGAAAUAAACUUGCCACAGAGUGUACAGGAACCAAAACUGUCCACAGAACUGCGUUGUGCCUUUCAGCAGAGCCUUGUUUACUGGCUUCACCCAUCACUGUCGUGGCUGCAGCUGUUCCCUCGUAUUGGAGCAGACAGAAAGAUAGCAGGAAAAGCCUGUCCAUGGGCACAGGAUGAGGCCUUGCAACAAGCACUGAUGAGCGACUGGUCUGUCAGCUUUACUUCUCUAUACAAUCUGCUCAAAGCCAAGCUGUGCCCCUACUUCUAUGUGUGCACUUACCAGUUUACUGUCCUGUUCCGUGCAGCUGGUCUGGCGGGAAGUGAUGUUAUCACAGCAGUGAUUGCUCCCACCACCAGAGGUUUAAGGGAAGCCAUGAGAAAUGAAGGCAUAGAGUUUUCUCUACCUUUGGUAGAAGAAAGUAGAAGCAGAAAACAGAAAAACUCUGAAGGGAAUUUGGAAACAGAAGUUGCUCAUGACCCUGAAGUGGGUAGAAGCCCUGAGAAUGGCGAGGAAGCUGCUUCAAGUGAUGAUGAUGAUGAUGGUUUCUCUUGGCUUGAGGAGAUGGGAGUCCAAGACAAGGUUAAAAAACCAGAUGCUGUUUCUAUUAAACUUCGUAAAGAGAAGCAUGAAGUGCAGGUGGAUCACAGACCUGAAUCCCUCGCAGUGGUGAAAGGAACAAACACGUUCACUUUAUUGAACUUCCUGAUAAACUGUAAGAGCCUGGUGGCUGUUGCAGGUCCACAGGCAGGGCUUCCUCCCACUCUAUUGUCUCCUGUUGCUUUCCGAGGUGGAACAAUGCAAACGCUCAAAGCUCGUAGUAUGAACGCAAAAGCCAGGGUCCGCCUGGCAUAUGAAGAUAUCUUCAGUUUGGAGAUCGUAGGCCCUGUCCUGCCUCAUUCUCUCCACUUGCUGACCAUGCUGCUGCAGUCUGCACAGCAGGGAGCAUUUUCUGCAGUGCUGUAUACGCACGAGCCAACGGCUGUGUUUAACGCUAAUCUCCAUAAUGCGAGCCCUGCCUUAAAGAAGGAAACCGUAAGUAAAGACCUGCUGAAGUGUGGGCUGCAUUCUAAAACUUUGGAUCAACUGAGUCAGGUGCCAACACUGGGAAAAUCUUCCCUCCGGUUUCUGGAAAUGAAGGACUCUGCAUAUGCCUGGAAGUCUUAGGUACGUGCUGUUUGGAGGAGGUGGAGCACAAAGCUCUCCAGUGUGAAGUUGCUGCGCUUCCUUCAGGCCUGCAGGGCAGCACCCAUGCUGUUAGAGGAGCUAAGUAACCUAGUUGAACGUCACAGCCAACUCUUGCACAUCACAGCAAUAGAACGCGGUGAGGGGUUUUCGGAGGAAAUUGAGGAAAAGGCCCUGGACAUCUCCUUUUGUAUUUUAGAAAGCAUUUUUAAAAAUAAAAUUUUAUAAAAUGGUCUGCUUUUGAUCUGAAUUCAGGGUGGAAGGCCUGUA